Messenger RNA from Triticum turgidum subsp. durum (durum wheat), 591 nucleotides. The record is from the annotation of a GenBank genome assembly. Lineage: Eukaryota; Viridiplantae; Streptophyta; Magnoliopsida; Poales; Poaceae.
AUGGCGAUGCGCGCCGGCAGGGAGGGCCUGGACGGCGGCGCGGCCGUCCAGGGCAUAGCGCUGCUGGACCCGUACUUCUGGGGGAAGCGCCCGGUGCCGUCGGAGACGCGGGACCCGGCGGAGCGGCGGUUGAACGACCGCAUAUGGAGCUUCGUCUGCGCCGGGGAGGUACGGCCCCGACGACCCGGUGGUCAACCCGGUGGCCAUGGCGAGAGACGAGUGGCGGCGGCUGGGGUGCGCGCGCGUGCUGGUGACCGUGGCCAGGCUGGACGUGCUGAGCGCGAGGGGCCGCGCGUACGUGGAGGAGCUCAGGGCGAGCGGGUGGGGCGGCGAGGUGCGGCUGUACGAGACGCCCGGCGAGAACCACGUCUACCUUCUCUUGCAGCCGGACGGCGAGAAGGCGGCGAAGGAGAUGGAUGCGGUGGUGGCCUUCAUCAACGGCGACCGGUCAUUCGGGAACUCGAAGCCAGAGCGUUCGGCCAAAUACACAAAUAUCUUAGGAACUCUCGCAGAAGGACAGGAGAAGAACAACGAAAAAUGAAAAUCCAGUUGCAAGUAAAAGGAACAAAUCUAUCGUUCUCGUUCCCAUAG